Nymphalis io (European peacock) is the source of this 1090-nucleotide messenger RNA. RefSeq lists its product as uncharacterized. Gene Ontology annotation, biological process: endoplasmic reticulum unfolded protein response; retrograde protein transport, ER to cytosol. Bases 241 to 714 code for a protein of 157 amino acids. Gene Ontology annotation, cellular component: endoplasmic reticulum membrane; Derlin-1-VIMP complex; Derlin-1 retrotranslocation complex. The record is from RefSeq and is a predicted model, not a curated record. NCBI's taxonomy places the organism in Eukaryota, Metazoa, Arthropoda, Insecta, Lepidoptera, Nymphalidae. The transcript is spliced from 5 exons.
UUAUCAAACAUUGUGAAUUGCCAAACUUAAAACACGUCACAGUAUAAUAUUAUAUUAAUUAAACUUUAUUGCAUACUGCUUAUUAUCCAGAAAGACAAUCAAAAAAAUAAUUUUGACUCAGAUAAAAAACAUAACAUUUUGAUAAUAUUUAACAGUGCUGAAAUUAGUUCAAUUUCGCAAUAUUUAACAGGAAACUGUUAUCCGUUUUUGCGUAGGAAACGAAGCUUAAAUCUUUUACAAAUGGACCCAGUAAUGGAAGAGGAUCAAGGGUGGGCGAUGUACAACCCGUUCACUUUCGUAUUCCAAUUGCUUGCAAACUACGGCUGGUACCUCGUGGGAGCGACUGGCGCUUCCAUCUAUCUGAUUCAUAAAGUAAAACCAAAGUAUGAUAGCUGGAAGCAGGCAAGAGAAGAUGCUGAGUACCAUAAAGAUCCAGAUAAGUCGCUGUCCCGCAUGGAGGCGAUACAGCGCGCCCGCGAGCGACAGCAGGAGAUGCUGGAGGCGGCCUCGCUUAGGGCGUUAGAGCAACAGAGGGAGCGUGAAGAAAAGAAGCGCCAGGAAGCGCUGGAGCGGCUGGAAAAGUACGGCUCCAAGAGCGGCGACCGGCUCGGCUCUGUGGAUGAGGAUUACUUGCCGCUGAGUGGAGGCGCGUCCACCUCCUCGUACCGACCUCCCAAACGGUCCGCCUGCUCCCGGGGGGGCUGCGGGCGGUAGGGGAGACGAAAACUAAUAACGAAACAUAUAUUAUUUUAAUUGUUAUAAUAUUAAUUCUGACUGUUGUACACAAUGUCUAUAAAUUAACAUUUAGAGCAUGACCCACCAUGAUGCUUUGUAGCGGGUUUGUGGAUAUCAAAAAAAUUUAAACAAUCUCGUAAUUUAUUGUAAUUAGCCAGGAAUAAAUGAUUUAUCUAUCUCUUUCGCUCCCAUGCGUUAGAGAGAGAUGGUUAUGUCCAAUAUGUAUAUUGUACUGGAGAGUGGUCUGCAGAAUAUAAUAUAUAUAAUUAUAUAUAUAUAAAAGUUUUUUUAGCUAAAGUUACUUAAUGUGAAAUAUACAAGUUGUAAUUCUAUUAAUAAAUAUAUAACACAAUAA